UCUUCUAUCUCUUUUCCCCUUUCUUCUUCUUCUUCUUCUAUCCUCCCCUCUCUCUCUCCCACAAGUCAUCUUCUUCCUCUCUCACAAACCUCCGAAACUUCUUCUUUUGCUCUGUCUUUGUUUAAUCAUCUCUACCUGGUACCAUCUCUGUUUCCAAUUUGCUCUCUCUACCUUCGAUUUUCACCCUAUACUAGCUUCUCUCCGACCCGGCCUCAUGUUAGCCUUCGAGCUUCGCGUCGGCUAGUUGUAGCGCAUGGAACUCCCUUGGCCUUGGUGUGAUUUUUCCGCCCGUCGGGUUUUUUUAUUCUAAUCUCUUUGAUCGGUUAGAUCUAAUUGUAGUCGGUGGUUAAAUAGUUGCAGCUGGGUUUAUGUGAAUUUCAUGUGAUUAUUGGGACUUACCAUUUUUAUAGCUCAGAUUAUUGGGAUUAGAAGUGAGGGUUUUGUGUGAAUUCGAGAUUAUUAGGGUUUUGACAUAUUUCCAAACAAAGAUUGUUUUUUGAUGAAGAGAGGGAAAGAUGAGGAGAAGAUACUUGAACCAAUGUUUCCUCGACUUCAUGUGAACGAUGCAGACAGAGGACCUAGAGCUCCUCCAAGGAAUAAGAUGGCUCUCUAUGAGCAACUUAGCAUCCCUUCUCAGAGGUUUAGUACUGAUAAUGGAGCGUUGCUUCAUAAUUCCAGCACUUUGGUUCCUCCUGUUGGACCAUCUAGCCAGCCUUGCGGCGUGGAAAGAAACUUAUCUGCACAGCAUCUUGAUUCUUCAGCUGCAGUACAUGCAACUGAAAAGUUCGUCUCCCAAACGUCCUUCAUGGAAAAAGUGAGAAAUUUGUCACAGCAUGAACAGAGGAAAAUAGCAAGGGAGGAAGAUGAAUUCGCGGUUCCAAUAUUUGUUAACUCAAGAAGGUUUCAGUUUCAUGGCAGAACCAAGAGUGGCAUUAUGAAGGAAAAACACAGCACAUUGGUUAGAGAACAGCCGAAGGGGAGUGCAAAGCGAGGUGGUUUUGGAAACUCGUUAGAUAUAUCAGCUACAGAGGAAAUGGAUCUUGAAAAAUCAGCAUCGAGCUGUGACAGAGUAAAUGAUUGUAAUGCUGCUUUGAGACGAGAGUCUAGAAAUAGGUUAGACCGAGAUGGUGGUGAAACUCAAGUGAUGGACACAGAUAAUGGAGUUGAAUCUCACUUGGCAAUGGAAAGUCAUACAGAAGAGGGUCAUGGCAAUCCUAAUGACGUUAAUAAUGGUCGUGAGUACUGUAGAAGUAGAGGAUACGCCUCUCUGCAGCAGAUAAAUGAAGAGGCAAGUGAUGAUGUUUCAGAUAAUUCGAUGGUGGAUUCUAUAUCCAGCAUGGAUGUCUCUCCCGAUGACGUUGUGGGAGUAUUAGGUCAAAAACGUUUCUGGAGAGCAAGGAAAGCUAUUGCCAAGGGGGGGACAUUCUCUGUUGACGUACAUUGUGCAAGUCAACAAAGAGUAUUUGCUGUUCAACUAUUUGAGUUGCACAGACUUAUUAAGGUUCAGAGGCUUAUUGCUGCAUCACCGGAUGUAUUGCUCGAUGACAUCAAUUAUCUUGGAAAAGUUGCUGCUAAAACCUAUCCAGUGAAGAAGCUCCUUCCAUCAGAAUUUAUACUAAAGCCUCCUCUACCACAGGUUAUCAAACACACGAGCGGCGACUCGGAGAAGACUGACCAAAACAAAAUGGAAUGCUCAGCUGAGAACGUAGUCGGAAGAUUGCCAAACCAAAGCCAUCAUCAACCUUCCAACUACAUGCCUUUUGCGAGCAACCCACCAAACGCUUCACAAGCUUCAAAUGGAUGUUACUUUCCUCCUCAGCCUCCUCCUUCAGGAGGAAAUCAGCAAUGGUUGAUCCCAGUAAUGUCUCCUUCCGAAGGGCUGAUAUACAAGCCGCACCCAGGUCCGGGACAAACAGGGCCGGUCUGUGGAGGAUAUUAUGGUCAUUUUAUGCCUGCACCGAUGGUAAUGGGUAAUUUCAUGGGCGGUGGUGGUCCACCUCCGUAUCACCCGGGCAUGGGAUUCCCAUCUCCUGGUAAUGGCUACUUCCCUCCAUAUGGUAUGAUGCCCACCAUGAUGAACCCUUACUGUUCCGGCCAACAACAACAACAACCUAAUGAGCAAAUGAAUCAGUUUGUGCAUCCCGGAAACUUUCAGAAUGCAUCAGCUUUAAACACCCAACAAGAAAGCUCUGUUCACGAAGAGGCUCCACAACAACAGACAACGAGAUCUUAUUCUCGGGCUAGAAAGAGCAGGCAAGGGAGCACAGGAAGCAGUCCAAGUGGUCUAGAAAGAGUCUCUGGUAAGAACUCUUUUCGGCCAUUCUCAGCAGUUGAUGAUGACAACAACAACGAGCCUGAGCAAACGAUGACGACAACUACAACCACAACAAGAACAACUGUUACUCAGACAACAAGAGAUGGAGGAGGAGUGACCAGAGUGAUCAAGGUGGUUCCGCACAACAACGCUAAGCUCGCAAGUGAGAAUGCUGCAAGGAUUUUCCGAUCAAUACAAGAAGAACGUAAACGCUACGACUCCUUCUCUAAUCACUCUUAAAAGCCUCUCUUAUCAUUAUCCUUUUUCGUAAGAUGUGGUGUUUGCGACUGAAUAUGUAUUUUAAAAAUGUAGAAAAAAUUGUGAUAGAUGUCCUUCUCUAAAUUUGUACAAUGUAAACGUAUGAAAGCUUGGUUGUUACCAAUCAUUUAUAUAUAUCAUAUGUCUUAUA
Eutrema salsugineum is the source of this 2723-nucleotide messenger RNA. RefSeq names its product protein EARLY FLOWERING 3. Gene Ontology annotation, biological process: regulation of photoperiodism, flowering. The coding region runs from base 500 to 2554 and encodes 684 amino acids. The transcript is spliced from 5 exons. NCBI's taxonomy places the organism in Eukaryota, Viridiplantae, Streptophyta, Magnoliopsida, Brassicales, Brassicaceae. The record is from RefSeq and is a predicted model, not a curated record.